AUGGUUUACAAGGACACGUUUCUCUUCUUUAAGAAAGCCAAAAUUGUAUUAGUAACUAAUGAACAAAUCUAUGUUGUUGAUAGAAGGAAAAAAGUGGUCAAAAAGAGAAAUAAGAUCGAUGAACUUCUGGGAAUCACUAAAAGUUUAUAUACAGAUAGCAAAAAUUUUAUUUUACAUUUCUCUAGUAGAGCAGACGAAGAGCUGUUCUGUGAUUAUCGAAAUGAAUUGGUCGGAAUUCUAAAGAGAAGAUAUUUUGAAAUCACAUAAGGUAAUCUAAAAAUAUUCGGAGUCAGCACUAGAUCUCUCAAAGAUUUCCUUACUUCUGAAAGAGACCAACUUAGAAGAAUAUCUAAGAUACCUUCAAAUGAUUAUAGACUUUGGGAAGAGGAUAUUGUCAAGGAGCAAAGAAGAAGUGCUGGGGGAAGUAUAGUUUAAUAAAAUGAUGAGGAUGAUCUCGACUAUUAUGAUGACUUCGUGAUUAUUGAGAGAUUAGACAUUAAAAAGUAUAAUGAACCAAAGAAGCUAGAAGAAGAGGAAAAGAUUAAGGAUAGUGGUGAAAGUCAACUCUUGAUAUAAAAGCCUGGUUCAGAGAAUUAAUCUUUAAAAUUAGAGGAUUUCAAAAUCAAAAAAGUUAUUGAUAAAGGGUCUUUUGGAAAGGUUUUUUUAGUAGUGAAUAAGAAAAAUAAGAAACUGUAUGCCAUGAAAAGAAUUAAUAAGGAUAUACUGAUUGAUAAAAACUAAAUAUAAAACACAAAAAAUGAGAAAGACAUUCUAUUCUAGGCUAAUCAUCCAUUCGUACUAAGCAUGGACUACAUCUUCUAAAAUUAGUACAGACUUUACUUUUUCCUCAAGUAUGUCAGAGGAGGGAAUCUUUAUGAUCACUUGUUUGCCAAUAAAAGAUUCCCAGAAGCUACUGUAAAGUUUUAUGCUGCAUAAAUUGCAGUGGCAUUAGGCUACUUGCAUGCUAAUAAAAUAGUCCACAGAGAUUUAAAGCCUGAGAAUGUAUUAGUAGAUGAAGAUGGAUACUUAUACUUGGCUGACUUUGGCUUGUCUAAGUUUUUGCAAGGCCCAUAAGAUUAAACUCAUUCCUUCUGUGGAACUGCUGAGUAUCUAGCCCCAGAAAUCUUAGAUAUGAAGGGUCAUGGGUUUACUGUAGAUUGGUGGACUUUUGGCAUUUUAGUCUAUGAAAUGUCAACUGGCAGACCUCCAUUCAUGCAUAAAAAUCAUCAUUAGCUAGGAAUGCUAAUAAGAAACAGCCCAAUCGUCUACCCAGAUCCAAUUAAACAUAAGAUUCAUAUGAGUGACUUACUAAAAGAUUUAAUCAAUAAGUUACUCGAUAGAGAUCCACAUAAGAGACUAGGCUCUAAAGAUGAUAUUAACGAUAUAAUCAAUCAUCCAUUCUUCAAAGAUGUUGACUUUGAAAAAUUAUAGAAAAAGGAGAUAAUUCCUCUAUAUAAGCCUCCUUAAAAUUUGUUUACAAUUAAAGAUGAAGAACUUCAAGUUUUAUUCGAGGAUCCAGAAUUAAAGGAUAUAACCGAGGAAGAUAAUAAUGAUGAAAUCCCUGUGGAUAAGAGGUUACUUAUUGACUAGAAUAAAAACAAAUUUGAAGGCUUUGACUCCUGA
Molecule: messenger RNA, 1623 nt
Organism: Stylonychia lemnae
Lineage: Eukaryota; Ciliophora; Spirotrichea; Sporadotrichida; Oxytrichidae
Source: the annotation of a GenBank genome assembly